UUAUUGAACAUAUGAUUCGAUAACAGAUGUCGAACGUCAAAUAUAAUAAUUUUUUAACAAUUUUUAUGUAUAUGAAGACAUAAAACGGUUCUUUUCGUUUGAACUAUGACAAGAUCACAUAUUAAAUAUCAAAUUGCCAAAGAUGCAGAAGAUACAUCGGAUUAUUUUCUUCAACCUGUUCAAGAAUUUUCAGCCACAUCCAAGAAGGACAUUUCUCUUUGGAAGGGAGCCUUCAAAAAGUUUAUAUUAAUUAUUACUUAUUUUGUUUUAUCUGUAGGCCUAACGUUUUAUCUACAAUGGCUUUAUAAUACAUAUGGUUUCAAUUUCCCACUUACUGUGGUGAUAUGUCAUUUAAAAGUGAAAUUUUUAUUAUCUGCCAUAAUAAGAUGCAUCAGAACAUGUUACAAAAGACAACAACAAUUAAAACUUCCUUGGCAAACAAUGAUAUGGAUGGUUAUGCCGAUAGGUAUAGCAAGCGGUCUUGAUGUUGGUUUAUCCAACUGGGCACUUUCAUUAAUCACAAUAUCAUUGUAUUCUAUGACAAAAUCAACAGCUAUUAUUUUUAUUCUUGGUUUUGCACUUAUCCUAAAAUUAGAAAGAAAGUCUUGGUCAUUAAUAUGUAUCGUAGUAAUGAUAUCUGGAGGCUUAUUCAUGUUUACUUAUAAGUCCACGCAAUUUGGCAUGUUCGGAUUUUUAAUCUGUUUACUAGCAUCAUUUUCAAGUGGUAUUCGAUGGACCAUGACGCAACUUACCAUGCAGAAGUCUAAAGUAGGAUUGAAAAGUCCAAUUGAUAUGAUGUUCUAUAUGCAAUUAUGGAUGUUGUUACCUAUUGUACCAGUGAUGCUAUGGUUUGAAGGAUCUCAUUUAUAUAAUAAUUUCCAAAGUACUGAGUGGAGUGACAUUAAUUCUGUUGCAAUGACUACAAGUGCUGUGUUAGGGAGUGCUCUUAUAGCUUUCCAUAUGGAAGUUAUGGAAUUUUUAGUUGUUACGUACACAUCUAGUCUGACUCUUGCGAUUACAGGAAUAAUUAAGGAAAUAUGUAUUUUAAUUUUGGCCGUUGAAUGGAAAGGUGAUCAAAUGAGUGGUCUAAAUUUCAUAGGAUUGUUAAUGUGCCUUGGCGGAAUUACAAUUCAUACUAUUCAAAAAAUAAUAUCGAGUAGGAAUAAAAAAACUGAAAAUCUGGAACUACAAUUAAAUUCCUCACCAAGUAUUAACGUUAAAAGUGAAGAGGGAAUUGAUACAAGUUUGCCUUUGUUAACCGAAAAAUCAACAUCUUUAACAAAUCUUUUAAACACGGAAUUUAGUUCAGACGAUGAAGAUGCAGUUAAGCAACGUGAAAAUUCUACUGAGAUAUUAUCUACUAUAGUGCAACGUAGAGAAUAG
Molecule: messenger RNA, 1383 nt
Organism: Dufourea novaeangliae
Lineage: Eukaryota; Metazoa; Arthropoda; Insecta; Hymenoptera; Halictidae
Product: solute carrier family 35 member C2
Exons: 7
Coding region: 106-1383 (425 amino acids)
Biological process (GO): UDP-glucose transmembrane transport
Cellular component (GO): Golgi apparatus; endoplasmic reticulum-Golgi intermediate compartment; cis-Golgi network
Molecular function (GO): antiporter activity
Source: RefSeq, a predicted model, not a curated record